AUGGAAUAUACGGUAACAGAUAUGGAUAUAAAUACUCUAGAAUACCUAUCUCUGGAGUAUCUGUCCAGCCAAAUCGAGCCAGUCGAGUACAAUACAAUGUAUUAUAAAAUAAUGGAAGAAAAUGGUAUAUCGAGUAAAGAAAUAAACGUAAAUUUGUGGAUUCGACUGUAUUCUAACAGAAAUGUACUGAUUCUAAUCAACGAAGAGUUCGAAGAAUAUCUAAAAAGUAACUUUCAGAAGACAAAAAAGAGAAGUAAAACUAAUUUAUUGAACAUAGAUAUAAACGGAUUCGAAUUAAAUGAACUAGCGGAACACGUCCCAGAAACAAGACUUUUGUGCUCAAAUACCUACAGAAUCAAGAGCUUGAACCUUGUUCUAUAUGAGCAGGUGGUAAAAACAAACGAUCGCUUCAAGCUAGUAAUGCUAAUAGCAUCGAAAAGAUACUCAGGAUACUGGCAAUCAGACCUUAUUAAUGAAUCGAAAAUCUCACCCAGAGACUUGUUUUCAUUAUUGAACUCUUUAUGUAAAAUAGGACUUGUAUACAAGCUGACAAUACCCCAAAAUAGAAUAUCUAAAAUACUGGUAAAUAACAUCAGUGAAAAUUGUGUUAUAAAGUACGAUAACAACACCGAAACUCAGGAUUCUCCAUUAGAUGUAGCACCAAAAACACAAAAUUCCGCUUCCAUUUGUUUCUUUCACAAGUAUUUCAUACUGGAUAAAAUACCAAAGUUCAUAAGAACAAUGUGCAUGGGAGAGGCCACAAAAAACUAUGAAUCAACGAUGCUGGAGAUUCUAGAAAAGGAAGAAAAUAAUAUUCUGUUAGAGUCCGACUGGAAAACAUCAUACUAUAACUUAGCAUUCCAUGAACUGGGACAGAUUAAUACAAGAAUAGAUAACCACAUCAUCUCCAGAAGCUACUUGUAUUUUAGAAAGUCGCUCGAGCUCAAGAACAAAAUCGCACUCAUCUUCGCAUGGUGUCCUCAGACAAAAAAGUUUGAAAGAUGUAUAAUGUUAAUCAAGAACCCAAACGAUAUAAAAAUGAAGAUGAAAAGCUCAAAUAUACUCCAUGUACUAAACCUGAAGAGCGAUACACAAAUGAACGAAAACUCUGAAGAAGACCUAACAGAGUCAACACCGUUUAAUCUAAAUGGACAUUCAAUACAGGAAUAUGUAUACUAUAUAAUAAAACUAUCAAGAAAUGGAAUAACAGCGAAAGAUAUAAACAACUAUGUACCAAUCAAAUAUAAACAGCUCUCAAAACUAAUUUUAUAUAUGGAAUCAGUAGGGUUGAUAAGAAAGGAAACGGAAAGAGAUGGGAAGAUUUUUAUGUAUAGGUACUACACAACAGAUAGUAAAACACCACUAGUCAAAACAGAGGUUAUAGAAAGAUUAGAUACUUCAUACAUGAACGACAUUGAACCAGAUUUCGAUUCAACAUUUACACGAACAUCAGAUAAAACUAGCUUUAACAAUGUUGAAUACGCUCAAAAAAAUUAUACGCAAUUUCUAAACAGCCAGAAAGAUAAAUAUUCAGAAGAGUCUGUAUACCAACAGGACUUUGAACGGAUAUUCGGAAACCUACAGCUCCCAAAGCAAGUAAACACAACCCUGUUCAAAAAAAGGAUGGUCCUGAUGAAAAAUUACCUGGACUAUUUCAAAGCAGCAACGUUUUCAAACAUAUCGAGCUUCUAUGGAGAUGUGGAGAGAAGCCAAACAAAAGCAGAUAGAAAAACAGCAGUGAGAAUAGCAAAUUUUGUUCUAGAGGAGUUAAAAUAUUUAAAAAUUUUAAGAUGCGAGGAAUUGAAAGGAGCAAAUCUGCCGCUAACAAUCCUGUUUGAUUCAAGACAUUUUAAUGAUAAGGAAGCAUACAAUUAUAUUAGAAAUAACAUAAAUAUGAAGAGAAACAUUAUCUCAGUACACACAUCAGCAUUGAAAUCGAGAGUAAAUGAUCAUUUUAAGAGCCCAGAAGUUGCAAAUAAUUUCCAAGAAGAUUCUAUAGAUAUACUGGAUUCCACACCUGAAAAUAAGGAGAUGAUAAACUUUAACAUACAGGUGCCGUGUUUGGUAAGAAACAUAUCAGUAAACCAGCAAAAAAUAGAGGUUAAUUUAGAAAAUUCAAUGGGUUUUAGUCAGAAGGUGUUAUCAUCAAACGGUUAUAUUUUCCCAAUAAUGACGAGAAUUAAACUGUUACACUCAUUUUUGGUUGAAAACUUUAGUGAAAGUAGAUUCACAACAUUGGAAGUUUUGAGUAAAAUGACGCUUGAAAAGUAUUUCCAACUGAUAGGAUGUGGAUAUACACUGGAGAAAGUUACUAAGUAUAUAAAUGAAAAUGUAUUAAAUCUACCGGAUGAAUAUAUAAAAGUGUUAUUAAACAGUAGAAGAGAUCCAAUCAUAAUAUUGAAUAACCAAUUGAACUUUCUAUAUAGAAUCAAACUGUUGUUAUUCAUGUCAGAACCAGUUGAGUCAAGUAAGAAUGAUGAAGUAGAAACAUCUAGUGGUGAACAUUUAAAUGGGAAAGUGUUAAAGAAUAGUGAAGUGGAAAAGAAAGAAUUUAUAUGGGAAUUGAUUAAAGAAGUGGAACUGUAUGAUUAUGUAAAUAACCAGGUUGUGGGAAAAUAUGAAAUUACAACUGAAUUUGAGCUAUAUUGGCAAAAUUUAAAGGUACAAGUGGAUUCAUAUAUUAAUAGUGAUCUGGAGAUACCGCCUAAAAUACUAAAGGUGAAGGAAGUGUUUGUAAAGAAGAAUUGGAAAAAAGUUAUAUACCUAACAAGCACAAUUAAGUAUGAACUUGACCAGAUAAUAACAAUAUGGCUCUCGCUGAGUUGCAACUCACUUCACUACAAAAGUUUGAUUAAGCUGUUCCAUAUGCCAAUAGAAAUAAUAAACAAGCUCUCCAGUAAAUUCAAGAUAAAUAACACACAAAUCUACUCAUACCUAGUCAGUAAAAUCAAGAGUAACAAGUAUGACCCAGAAGUGGAGGAUGAUAGAAUACUCAACAAAAUACUAACGAACAUUCACAAAGAUAACGAAAUACUAUGGAUAGCAAGAUACGUGAUAUCGGAAAAAUUAAUAAAUCAAAUUUUCUUAAAUUUUCUUAAAAAUGAUUAUAAUAGUGUUAUAAAGGACCAAGAUUGUGAAAAUGAGAUUUCUACGAAUACCAAUGAUAUCAUCGAUAAGUUUCAGAGUUUUCUAACCAAAAAUACAUUGGAUAAAUCAGAAGAAUGUUCGCAGAACAGAAAACCACUGGACGUAUGGAACUAUCUUCACAUACUAUUUAAACACAAGUACACAGUUAACGAGUGUAAAAUCAUAUUCGACUACAUAAUCAACAAGUCAAACUUCAAUUUGAGGAUACUGAAAAAGCUAAGAAAUAUGAAUAUAAAUGAAAUAGUGCACUACACAAUGAAAAAAUCACACACAAACGUGUCGAACAUUUACAACACCACACCAACUAAUGCAAUAUUUAAAACCACAAGUUAUCUCGUUGACCCAAAGAAAGUUUCCAAUGACUUUGAUAUCAUGAUAAACACGCUUAGAUUAAAAUGCAUACUAUUCACAUCAUUAUCAAGUAAGGGAAGCCAAUUGGUAAACAAUAUAGACCCGAAAGAUUUUAAACAAGUUUUAAAAAGGUGGUCUGAUCACAGAUGGAUAGUAAAAAGCAAACAAAAGACUAACUUGUUUAAGGUAUACAAAUUGUCCAACCUGUCAAAGCUUAAACUGUUUCCAAAGUACUCAACCAUUUAUCAUCUAGGAACACAACUUCUGUCAUACAUUUACCUGUUUGGUUAUAACACAACUUAUAGUAAUCCAAUUAAUCAAAGACUAGGAAUGAUGCCAUAUUAUCCCAAUGAGUAUAGAGAAACUACACUCACCAUGAAGAUAGAUCUAGGACUAGAAUUGGAACUUGAUCCAAGACCUGAUAAUAACUCUUCAUUUCUGUCGAACAAUAUUUCUGUGAUAAAAAACUGCCUAGAUUUGGACUUUUACACCAUUUUCAAUAUACUGGAGAACUUCAAAAUCGUAAAGUUCGAACCGAAGUGGAAUAACCAAUCAAACACCCAAGUCAGCGUUAAAUCGGGCUAUUCCCGCUUCAUAGAAGGAGGAAUAUCAAAGCAUAUCAAAAGUAUGAAAAAUAAAAUGUCAAUAAGUCAAGUGGAAGCAAACAUAAACUCAGUACAGGCAAAUCUUAGAUCACACAACUAUAUAAAUGAAUACUCUAGACAGAAUGUAAUACCCAAGGCGAUGGUAUGUGAAAAUGAACUAACUGACAUAUUGAAUCCUUUACAGUUUGAAAGUUCAUACCCAGAAACAUUUGAUUCUCCAAAAAAUACAAGGAAAACAUUUAAAAAUGUAUUGGAAGUGAUAGAUUAUCUAAUGAAUUUGUUUAUGCUGAAAGAGGUUCCGGCAGAUCUUGAAAGUAGUUUUAGUAAAAUAGUACAAAUAGUUAAGAGUUCAGGAACACAUGGGAUUUCUCACAAGAAGCUUAAAUUUGGAUUUGAGUACAUGAAUGAGAAGAAAACCUCUAACAAAAGAAAAUGCCGUGAAGAUUUACUUUCAAAUAAUGAUUUCUCACCUGAUUCAUUGGUUAGAAUUCUGGUUUAUGCAGCGGCAAUGCUAAGGCUUCUGAUAAUGGUACCGAAUGGAACAGAAUAUUUGUAUAUAUACUGGGAGUACUGUAAGGAUCUAUUUAUCAACAAACAAGAGAAAAAUGAACUAAACAAGAUUGAAGAAGAAGGAUUGGUUAGAAAGAAGCCUGAUUAUGUACCGGAACUAAUGUGGAUAAUAUGGGAAAGAGAUGCAUUUGAUAUAUUAGAGGGGGAAAUGGAACAAUUUCUUGGGAAUAUAAAGGAAUUGUUUCCGGAAGAUACGGAAUCUUACUCAAACACACUAAAGUCGACAUCCCAAAACACAUUCGUAAAACUGGACGGACAUAUUGACGUACAUUUGGUAGGGUUCUUAUCAUUGAAGAUAUUCUGCAUGGUUAAAGAUAAACCGGGCAUAACAGUUCACCAGAUAUGGAAGGAUCUGGUGAUACUGGACGAAUGCGAAGUGGAAGUACUGGUGGAAUCAAUGGUCUUGGAAAAAAUUCUUAGUGUAAAGAAAAUAAAUGUGCAAAAUCUAUCGAAUUCUACAUUCGAAUCUGUAAAAGGAAGUGAAGGUGGUGUAGUCCACAACCUAUAUUAUCCCCAAGAAACUAGUUUUGUAGUUUGGAAAUUUAAAAAAUUGUUACUUUCAGAAUAA
Molecule: messenger RNA, 5241 nt
Organism: Theileria annulata
Lineage: Eukaryota; Apicomplexa; Aconoidasida; Piroplasmida; Theileriidae
Exons: 4
Coding region: 1-5241 (1746 amino acids)
Biological process (GO): 5S class rRNA transcription by RNA polymerase III; transcription initiation at RNA polymerase III promoter
Cellular component (GO): transcription factor TFIIIC complex
Molecular function (GO): DNA binding
Source: RefSeq, a predicted model, not a curated record